AAGAAGGCGGGGUGAAACGAGGGGGGGGGAGGGUGCCUCUGGGAAAGUAAAGGACGGCGCCUGCGCAGUGGUUGUAAUCCGGGCACUUGGGGCAGGAUGAACGCUGCUUUCCAAGAUGGCGACGGAGGGAGGAGGGAAGGAGAUGAACGAGAUUAAGACCCAGUUCACCACCCGGGAAGGUCUUUACAAGCUGCUGCCUCAUUCGGAGUACAGCCGGCCCAACCGGGUGCCCUUCAACUCGCAGGGGUCCAACCCCGUGCGCGUCUCCUUCGUCAACCUUAACGACCAGUCUGGCAACGGCGACCGCCUCUGCUUCAAUGUGGGCCGGGAGCUCUACUUCUACAUCUACAAGGGGGUCCGCAAGGCUGCUGACUUGAGUAAACCAAUAGAUAAAAGGAUAUACAAAGGAACACAGCCUACGUGUCAUGACUUCAACCAUCUAACAGCCACAGCAGAAAGUGUCUCUCUACUGGUGGGCUUUUCUGCAGGCCAAGUGCAGCUCAUAGACCCAAUCAAAAAAGAAACUAGCAAACUAUUUAAUGAGGAAUUUCACUGCCAAAUGAAAAAGUAAGGUAAGCUUGAGUGAUGAAAAAAACCAGGAACCUCGUGUUUUCUAUUUCCUGUUUCUGACACAUGAGAUGUGCACUGGCGAAGUCACUUAAUUAAAUCAUGUUUUUUAUUGCUUCUCUGGGGGAAUAAUAGGAGAGACAGUGAUAAUACUCUUAUUUCAUACUCCUUAGAAGAAAAGUACAUUAUCAAUUAAGCUUUUUAAAAAAUCCUUGUAUAUUUAAAUAUUUAAUAUGAAAACAAUAAACAUAUUAAUACACAUACAUUUAUUAUCCAGAAUAUAUAUUCUAUUUCCCCAAAAAAGUAAAACACACACACACGUUUUAGGAAAAAACACUUUCUUGUUUAGGAGAAAGAUUCCAAUAAAAAUAGCACUUUCAGUACUUUUUCUGUACAGUUUUUGUGGUACCUGGUAUUCACCAAUAUUACAAUCCUAAUUCUAUACUUCUUAUAUCCAUUAAUUAGCAAUAAAGGUCAAUCUUUAGAUAGAGAUAAAAAUUUUUUUGUAGAGUGGCUCAACCUGACUCAGUUAAGAAAGCCUCAUUGCCUGUGAAGAAAACAUUGAAUUAAAGAAACAGACUUUCUAGAAAUGUGUAAAAUAUAUUCAGUGGAGACAUGACAAGUAUCAUUUCAAAAGCAUCUUUGAGUUGUAAUAGAUUGUUUUGAAUUUUAAAUGAUUUCAUAGCAAUAAGUAGAGUCAUUAAGUACAACAGUGAGUAGAAAGAAACUGUAAAACUUCUUGAUAAGUCUUAUCUGGUGGUUGCUUCCUCGGUGAAUUAAAGAGUUUCUUAUUUUACCCUUAGAGAAAAAUAAAGGAUCUGUAUAGUUAGGGAUAAAGGUGCAGAGAGUUUUGAAGGGCAAAGAGAUUAGAUGAGUUUGGGUACAGUGACAUAUCCUUAAGAAUAGGUCUUUAUCAAGUAGACCCUUCUCUAGUCUAGAGUUGUUACUAAAUUUCAAUAUUUAUGCAUGUAAUUUUAUAAAUGUAUUGCUAACAUUUUAUUUCACAAAGCACCUAUUUGAACUGGACGUGUAGAAAAAUCCUAGAUAAGGACUUCAAACAAUAGGUCCAAAUUUGGAUAAGAAAACUCCUCAUCUAUCAGUGCAGUUUAUUUACCUUCACUGCAAUUUAUAGUUUUAGAAAAUUGCCUGUAGUCCGUAGAGUUUAGGUGAUUUUUUUCAAGUCUUAUUCCAAGGCUAGUUCUCUCCACUAUACCCUGCUGCCUCUACUUGAGACGUGACUCUUCAAAAUUCCAGGUCUUUCCCUAUAACAAUGCCAGUUUGAGAGUUAUAACUUAAGAUGAAAUAUUUUAUUUAGCUUUUAUUACUAUGAGUUACAGAAUCAGCAAGGUGUUUCAAGAUUGCUAAAAAAGUUCCUUUGCAUUUUCAUAUCAUAGAUUUUUGUAGCUAGAAGGGACCUCAGAAGUCAUCUAAUCCAACCCAAUUUAGAGCAGGGAGUCACUACCCAGGCAGUAAGUGGCAGAACCAGGAUUCAAACCCAAAACUUGUGACUCCAAAUCCAGGAAUUUAAAGGCUUUAUAUUUUUUUAAGGUGCUUUCAAGUGUACCUUAUUUGAUUUUCACAAGAAUCUUAUGAGGUUGGUAGGACAAACGUAUGUAUGUGUAUGUGCACAUUUGCACACAUACACAUUAUGCAGAUGAUGAAAUUGAAGCGAAAGCAAGGAAAUAUCUUUAAUUUAGAACUUCCUAGCCCAGUGGGAAAUAUAAAGCAGGACAGAAAAUGGACUUGUGUGCUAGAAGAGCAGAGCUUAGCUUGAAUGUUACCAUUUAUUAGUUCUACUUCUGAGUGCCUCUUAACUACAUUCAUUUUCUACCUUGCCUUAUUAAACCUAUUUACACUUGCCUGUCCACUUCCUUAACAGGCAUCCCUGACUAAACUUAUCACCUGCCUAAGUUGCCUAUUAGACCUUGCCUGGCAGGUCAUCUAGUCUUGACUCAUUCUGCCAAAAGUCCCAUUACCUAUUAAAGCUCCGAUAGAGUUAUUUAUUUUCCUUACAGUAGAAUUUCUUGCAUUUUAGAACAGGAAUGUUUACACAGUCUAUAUAGAAAAGAAUUUUGAUCAGAGGAAAAUAAUUUAUUUUACCCAUAGACUAGUGAACAUGUAACUGCUCUGUAAUAUUGGCUCAUGCUCUCCCAUCCACAGCCAGUAGAUGUCACCCUUAGGUUGAACAUCAGUCCUGACACCAUUCUAUCAGUAGGAUUUGGCUACAAGGUUUGAAACUUGCCAACAGUUUGCAUCAUUAAGCCAACAACCCAACUAGCAUAGUUCUAAACUUAGUGUCAAAAAUAAGUCACAGGGCAUUCAGUCUUUAACUAGAUGAACUUUUCGGUUCCCCUGUGUGUAUGUACAUUGUACAAUGUGUGUAAAUUUCACCAAAAGACAUCAGAAAGAAAACAUCUUCUCUAAGGCCCUGGUGGAAGAAUGUGGGCUCGUGAUAGUCCUGACCAAGGAAUUGAAGCAAAUCUCAGAAGUGUUCCUUUCAGAGUUCUCGCUUUUCAAGAAAAAAUGAAAAACUGACUUCCUUGCAAACCACCCUGGCCACAAACAUGGGGUUUUUGCUUAUGUCUCAUAGGAAUAGCCCUGCAAGGGAUGCAGCUUGGUUCCCUUAAAAUUUCCUCAACUUGUUUCUUGACUCUUCCAUUUAGCUGAAGACACACUUGAAAUUUUUUAUUAGAUGUUGACAAGUGGCAUAGUAGUAUCUCAAGAAUGACAUCUGCCUUAUAGUAUUACCCUCUAAUUAUUACCUUGGGCUUAUUCCCUGGGAAACUGAGCAGCAAGGUUUAACUCAAGAAUCCUCAAAUAAGAUAAACCUUUGGGGUCUUCCUUUCAGUUUUAAAAAUGAGAUGUUUUUCAUGAAGAUUUAAAAAAACUGAAAAGCAGCCAAAGAGAUGCAGUUUUUUUUCUUGUUUUUGUUUUUACUAUAGAGGAGGGGAAGGAGGUCAAAAUUUUUUUUUCUUCUAAAAUAAAAAUCAUUAAGCUGCUGGGGGAAAAAAUCCAUCACAGGACCUGCAGUCUUUCGUCAGGGGAACUUUUAGGCUCCCUUGUGUGUAUGGAUAAAUUUUAGAAUUCCAUUUAGGGACUUAGAUAUUAGAAUAUGAUCUAGAGUCAGGAUUUAGAUAAAUGUCAUUACACACACACACACACACACACACACACACACACACACACACACACACACACCCGCCUCCUAGAAAAGAGCUAAACAUUAUGACCUUAUCAGUCAUCAUCAUCAAAUUAUGACUUUCAGUUUUUAACUAAUGCCAAACCAAAGGAACUCCUAAGUAGUACUUGAUCCUUUCUCAGCAUAGAAAUUGUUAUAGUCUGUUUUGGAUAUUUCAAAAGUACCUGAGAAAUAGUGUGAUCUUAUAAUGAAUAGACCACUGUCUUCAGAAUAUGGAAGACCUGGAUUCAAUCUUACUUUCUGUGUACUAGUUAUCUGAUCCUGGGCAAGUCACUUAAUUUCUCUCAGGGAUUAUAAACUGCAGAGCGGGGGCCAAUUCAAAUUAGGUGAAGGAAUUUCCUUACUGUGAUUUUCCUAUGCCAAUGAAAUCACAGGCAUAAUCUCCCCCCCCCCCCCCAAUACUUAAUUUCUGUCUAUAAUUUUAUCAUAGUCUCAACCUCUGGAAAAAUAUCCAUUCAACUUGUUGUAACAGCACACUUCUAGAAAAGGAAGUGACAGUCUGUGCCCUAUGUUAUUACAGCCUUGAACAUGACUAAAUGAAUUUUACAUAAAAAAUGCUUUGGUAUACAGUUUGUAAACAGUUGCUGGGUACACUAUGUAAUGUGAUUCCUUAAAAAGAUUACCUUUGAAGGACAGCAGUUUGUGAUAAGUAUGUAUACUUUUAUAACUCAUUGUUGAGACAUUAUUUAACCUUUUACAACUGGCAUUUGUUUAUUUUGAGAUAAAAGCUAUAAUUAGCAAAAAAAUCCAAUAGUGGCUAAAAUCUCAAGCAACUGGCUUGGUAACUAUAAUAUUUUGUAAUAACUAUAAUUUAAAAUAUGAAAACACAGUAGCUAUAGCAUCUCAUAGUUAUUGUAUUUAUUCUAAUUAAUUUUUUAUUGAAGGUUCUUGUGGUUUAUUCCAUAUUUCCUAAUCUCUUCUAUCCACAAUUGACCAUUCUUUUAAUAACCAAAAAAACCUAUUAUAUUUUUAAUCUUAGAUUAAUUGUACAAAAAUUAGCAUAGGGAAGAACAAACUGCCACACUGGCAUAUAAAUUAACGAUUAAAAGAUCCUAGCAUAAUCUAUGUGAUCUAUUGGGAGGGGGAAUAGAUCUAUUUCCCCUUCUCUCCAUUCUUAAGUUUUCAUUAUUUUUUUAUUAUUAUUAUUAUUAUUAUUAUAUAAUAGGAAUAGUAUUCCUAAUUAAGCCGACUAUAGUCUCUUUUCCUUUCUAAUCCAUCCUCCACAUAGUUGCCAAAAUAAUCUUUCUUAGGCAUAAGUCUAAUUAUUUCACUCCCUUGCUCAAAAACUUUGAGAGGCUUCAUUGUUGAUUAUAGAAUCAAAUGUACUUCUUUCACUUGACAUUUAAAACUUUAGAUAAUCUUAUGUAAUCUUAUUACCUUUGUAAUCAUCUCAUAUUCUUCUCCUUUAUGAAAUUCUGUGUUCAAGACAGUCUUGAUUUGAUAUUCCUACUUUCAGUUGAAUAUAUUUACAACUAGCUGUUUCCCCUCCCCACACAUACACAUACACACCCUACUUUUAUGUAAACUCUGCCUUUCAGAAAUUUUUUUUUUUAAAGUUCAACCCAGAUGCCACUCCUUUUCAACACUUGCCUGAUUUCCCCUUCUUCCUCUUUCAUGUCUACUUCUUACUGUUUUAUAUAGUUUUCCUUGGCACUUGCUGUUAUCCCCUAGACUAUAAACUUCUCUAAGCCAGAGAUUCGUUUAUUUUUUCCUUUUUUUUCCCCAGCAUCUAACACAAUGCCUUGCACAUAGUAAAUAUACUCAUAAGACGCAACAGGUAGCAUAGUGGAUAGAGUGCUGUGCUUACAAUCAGGAAAAUCUGAGUUCAUAUUUAGCCUUAAACACUUGCUAGUUCAGUGAAAGUCCACUUAAGUAGACAAGCCACUUAGAAUUCUGUUGGCCUCAGUUUCUUCAACUAUAAAAUAAGGAGAGAAAAUAAUUGUAUCUGCCUCAUAGAGCUGUGAGAAUCGAAUGAUAUAUUUCUAAAAAGCACUUAGCUCAGUGCCUGACCCACAGUAGGGGCUACAUAAAUGUUUAUUUCCUUUUCCCUCUCCUUUCAUGAAAUUUAAUUGAAUUUUAUAUCUUUAGUAAGUUACUAACCUUUGAGUUCUUAUAAAAGGACCCUUUGGUCCUUAUAAAAUUGUGAUCCUUCAUUACCCCCAGAGCCAUUUAACUUUAAAAAAAAAAACCAAACAUUUAUGUACCAUAAGUUUAGAGUAGAUCUGACUUCUGCCCUCAAGGAGGGUUCAAUUUAAUGUAGUUAUAGCAUAUAAAACAAAUAAUUAGAUUAUAAAAUAAUUAGGAAACUAAGUGGGAGAAGAAGGUCCCAGAUGAGGUUCUAGGAAGAAAAUGUUGCCUAGGAAAGUUCUAGGAAGAAAAUGUACACCAUAGAUGGAAAAAAAGUAAGCUUCAACUAUAACCUCAAGUUUGGGAACCUAAAAGAUGAUAGAGAUACAAACAUAUUUAGCAAGGAGGGUUUCUACAUGAAGUAGCUUUUUAUUUUAAUAAUACAGUGAUCCCUCACCUAGCAUGCGAGUUACAUUCCAGACAUCCCCUGCAAUGGGUGAAAAUUCAUGAAGUCACGGGAGAGCAAACAGACUGAGCCAGUCAGCACCCAUGAUACAGAACACAGUGCUGUGGUCAGUCAUCUUUCAUCAGCCAAUAGUGUGCCAUGUACAAUCUUACGUUGGCAAACUUGUGCAAGUGGUAGUGGCAUACUGCAUUUCCAUUGUGUGCAGUAUGGUAUUCAUCUGCAAAAUCUCAUGAUAUAGUGAAAACUCUACCAUACAGAAUUAGAUAUAUCUUUUUUUAAAACCCCAUGAUACAGCGAAGCCACAAUAACUGAAUUGUGAUAUAGCAAGGGAAUACUGUAGCUUUUAAAGGCUAUGUAGGAAUUCAGUAGGCACUGAGGAAAGAGAAAACAUCAGACAGAGAACAAUAAUGUGAGCAAGGCCCUGAAAAAUUGAAAGACAGGUGUGGUUUGGCCUAAGUAUAUAAUAAUAUACAGAAAGAUUAAUAAUAUAAAGCUGAGAAAGAGUGGGAAGGAACUUCAGAGGGUCUUAAAUAUCAAGCAGUAGGGAAUUUCAGGAGGUUUUUGAGAAGAGGAGCAACAUCAUCAUCAUCAUCAUUGCACUUUAAGGUUUACAAAGCACUUUACAAAUAUUAUCUCAUUUGAUCCUCGCAAUAACUCUGGGAAGUAGAUGUUGCUAUUAUCUCCAUUUUAUAGAUGAGGAAAUACAGAUGGGAGCUAAGUGACUUGCCUCAGGUCACACAAUCAGUAGUAAGCACCUGAAACUGAAUUUGAGCUUAGGCCUUUCUAAUUUGAGGUUCAGUGAUUGGUUCACUGAACUACUUUUCUUUCCUACCAGAGAAGGAAUAGUAAAAGAAUUAGGAGAACCAGGAAAAUAUGGUGUUUCUAAUAUGAGGGAAGAAAAAUAUCCAGUAGGUAAGAAUGGACUUUGGUAUCAGAAGCUCCAGAGGGAUCAAAGGGAAUAAGGACUGAAGAAUGACCUCUUGGAUUGGUAAUUAGAAGGCUAAUGGUGACUUUUGAGAGUGGUUUCAGGUGACCAGGUAACCAAACUUUUAAUGGAUUGAAUGGCAAAUGAAGUGAGGCAAUGGAGUCAUCAGGUAUGGACAGUUGCUACAAGGAGUUCAGCUCUGAAGGGGAAGAGAGGAUAGUAAUUGAAUGAGUUGGAAAAGUUAAAGGGUUGCUUUAAGAUAAAAAUAAAAGGGGGCAGCUAGGUGACUCACUGGAUUGAGAGCCAGGCCCAGAGAUGGGAGGUCCUGGGUUCAAAUUUGACCUCAUACACUUCCUAUCUGUGUGACCCUAGAAGUUUCACUUUACCCCAGUUGCCUAGCCCUUACCAUUCUUCUGCCUUAGAACCAAUACACAGUAUUGAUUCUAAGAUGGAAGGUAAGAAUUAAAAAAUAAAAAUAAAAACUGGGAAGACUUAAUGUUCCUAAGUAGUUAAGAAAGGAGCCGGUGGAGAAUGAAGACUGAUAAUAAAGUUAGGACUAGAAGUAGGGAAGAAGAAUGAUUACCAUGCCGGUGAAACUUGGAAAAAAAGAGGAAAUGGGAUUGAGGAACAGGAGAGUUGGGAAAUAAGUUUGAAAUUUUCUGAAGAAUGGAAAAAAUACUAAGGCCAUCAUGUAAUAUGGCCUCAUUAGUUCAGUGAAGUAGGAAGUUAAAUGAGAUGCUAUAAAUGAGGAAGAGGACAAGAGGAAAGAGACUGGGAACAGAAGUAGGAAAUGAAGAAAUUAAUAAGGGUAGAUUUGGAUUGUUAGGUAGUGAGUGGUAAGGGCCAACUAAGGUUGUAUAACAUUAUUGUGGUGAAUAAAAUCAGGUUUUGUAAAUAUUUUUUUCCCUUCCAUUGAUACUCAAUAGCCCUAGAAUAAGAAUGGAGAGAAUAAGUAAUCAGGUUCUUCUAGGGAUGAGGAAUCAGGUUGAGAAUGGUAAAGAUUUGAGGAUAAAUAGGGCAGGAAAAAAGAGAAAAGUCAUUCUUAAAUAGGCCAAUGGAGUCUAGUUAUUGAGGGAGACAUAGUAGAGCCAGAGAGAGUUAUUGUUCAUUCAUUUCAGUCAUGUCUGAAUUUUCAUGACCUUAUUUGGGUUAUUCUUGGCAAAGGUACUGGAGUGAUUUGCCAUUUCCUUUUCCAGUAGAUUAAGGGAAACAGAGAAAUGACUUGCACAGGGUCAAACAGCCAGGGAAUAUCUUCUAAGAAGACAUUCCUCAUCCAGGAAGAUGAGUCUUCCUGAUCCCAGACCUGGUACUCAACCCUCUAUGCCACCUAGCUGCCCAUGGAGAAUUAAGAUAAGGUUAAAUUCUGAUCAGAGGUAAAUAUAGGGAGCAGCUGGGUAGCUCAGUGGAUUGAGAGCUAGGUCUAGAGAUGGGAGGACCUGAGUUCAAAUUUGACUUCAGACACUUCCUAGUUGUGUGACCUUAGAGAGAAGAAUAUAAAUUGAUAGUCUUCUCCCCCAACAGUGGCAUCCCUCAUGGCCUUUGGCAUCAGGUACAUUGGGCAGGCUCUGACUUGCUAUGCCUUACCAAGUCCUAUGAGAGGACCAAUUUAGAGAUAAAUGAGUUACCUGAGAAGAGCUUCUGGAAGCAAAUUUAUUAUUAUUUUCUGCUGUUGUUUUCAUUGUUAUUCUUGCAAAAGUAAAAAUGUCCAUAAUGAUCACUUGAAGUAAUAAUAGAGUCAAAUGACAGAUACUACUUUUUUUUUUUCCAGGAGCUUUGAAGUAACAUUUCCUAAAGGAAAAGUCAAACCUAUUAGAAGUAAUUGUGAAAACCCUUUGACUAUUUUUAUCUAUCUACAUUAACUUUUUCCCCCACUGAGCAAUAUUGAAACUGCCUGCUUAUAUUUUUAUUUACUGCAAAAAGUAACAUUACCAAAUAUUAUAAGAAGACCCUAUCCAGUGUUCAUUGGCCCAGUGGCAUUGGAAAAUUCAUAUUUUCUUAAGCUAAUUAUUAACUGUCAUAUUUAUUGUAUGAAUUUCUGUUGACGGAUUUCUAUCCUACAUGUUGAGAAUAAAUAUAAUGGAUCUUGAUAGAAGGAAGCCUGUGGCAUUUUAAGUCUUUUAAAAAUGUUUUCUAUUAAAAGAUCUCAGUGUGGUGAAGACCAGUUGAACUUUGUCCAACAUAAAUCAAUCUAAAACUUCCAACAGGAGUUCUAGGUUAUGUAAUAUCUACUUUUCUUAUUAGUUUUGUAUUUUAUUUUUCUUUAUUCCUUUAAAAAUGAAUGAUGUUAUUCCUGUUGUGUUGUUUUCAGAUGUAAUUUUAAGUUUCUGUCCCCAAAGUAUCACAAGUACUGAGUCAGAAGUGGCUCCAUCCUUGCAUUUCAAAGUCAUGUUUAAUGGCCUCAAUUUCCUCAUUGGUAAAAUGAAAGGGUUGGAGUAUGGUUUUCUCUAGUUUUUGCCAUUCUAUGAGUUUUUUUUAUUAGUGCAUAGGUUGAUAAUAUGCAUUCUUAUUUCCAUAUUUUAAAUUGAAUUGUAGUUCAAACCUAAUUUUGAAAUGUAUACAUUGUUUCAUAACUUUAGACCAUCUGUUGGUAGACAACCUGCUAUAUAGAUUGACUUUUCUCAGACUUCCUGCAGAAUAUAUAAUGAAUGAUCAGUUUAGAAAUCUGCCUUGCCAGAUUAUUAUUAUUGGCAACUGGCAUAAUAUCCCAUUAAUUAGUUUUAAUAGCUAAAAAGAACUAUUGAACAAGAAAUUACUUAAUCACAGUAAAAAUGCAGACAUUUAUUUGAAAGGGUCAAAAGAAUAUCGUAGCCCAUUAGUUUUAAUUUCCAAAAAGACUUAUUGAACAACAAAUUACUUCUUCAUCUUAGUGAAAAUGUAGACAGACAUUUAUUUGAAAAGGUCAAAAGAACCAAAGCUCAAGGAUCAGAGUGCUAACUUUACUCCAAGAACACAAGAUUCUCAAGAUGACAUUUGUGAAAUUCCAACCAGUUACAAGAAUGUGUGGCUUGGAAAUUGCUGGAGACUUGAUGGGUCUCCUGAUCAAAACAAUUGACCUUAAGAUUUGAUUAUUUUAAGAACUAGUGGCACAAAAGAGACAAUAACAUGUUUAGUGGUUACAAUGUCAAAAGAAAAGGAUAAGUCCUUUAGUCAGUAAGUAAUGAAUCUUUUGCACCGUUCCUCAUGUUUUUGAUGACAGAGUUGUUCAAAGUGGCUCCUUGCCAUGUGAGGCAAGCGAGCUAAAUUGUACUCUCUAAUAUAUGUACUCAAUAGUAUAAAGCAUAAUAAUGUCUGAAUGAAGGAUCUUAACCUAAGGGAAAUGUUUCCCUGUUUGGAAGAGGAAAAACUCAAGUUUUGCCUUAUUUUAGUAUCAGAGCAUCUUAAAUGCAUUUUCUUAAUAGACAGUUUUGAAGUUUAAAAUUUCCUCAUUUUGAUAGCCAUUUGUUUUCUGCUUUAUUU
Molecule: messenger RNA, 10680 nt
Organism: Monodelphis domestica (gray short-tailed opossum)
Lineage: Eukaryota; Metazoa; Chordata; Mammalia; Didelphimorphia; Didelphidae
Source: RefSeq, a predicted model, not a curated record